Molecule: messenger RNA, 1203 nt
Organism: Knipowitschia caucasica
Lineage: Eukaryota; Metazoa; Chordata; Actinopteri; Gobiiformes; Gobiidae
Source: the annotation of a GenBank genome assembly
AUGUCCACAGUGGGCCUGACUGCCCAGGAGACCUCUUUCCCUCUCAAGAACCCCCUCCUCUGGAGCAGCUGUGGCGACAGCAUGGACUCAAAGUCGUCCUGGUGGUCCCCUCAUGAAAGUCUGAAAGCAGCCUACACAGAUCCAAAGUUUCAUGCAUUCCACAAAAAGUCUCCGCCUCAGUCUCCGAGUCAUGAAAGGCACAAACACAGUCCGGGAACACAGAGGCUCCCAAAGAAGUCCCAACCGUCCUACCUGUCCUUGAGCUCCACACCCGAGCCCUCAGGUACCAGUUCCUCAGAGGAGCUCCCCAGUCUACCCAGUCUGCCUCAGCACAGAAACAGCUCUCCCCCACACACGCAAGGCCGGGGCUCCAAGCCCCUGCCCCCCCUCCCCAGGGACCAGGACUCUGUGCGCAGCUUAGACAAUGAUGAAUAUUUUUGUUUGGACGAAAAAUCUCGGCUUUUAGAGGAUCAAGUCAUUAAACCUGUGAGAUCUGGACAUGGGCGACAAAGCCUCAGAAUUCGCGGGAAAGUGAACCAAGGCUUCUGCGAGAGACCCAUACCCACAGCCCAGCCUCAGCACACGGGACAGCCUCAGCUGGAGAUUCGUCACACAUCAAACCAUCACCAACCUCUGGAGAGACACGACUCUCGACACGAGCCAGGGCAGCUAUGUCCCCGGCAGACUCCAGACCGGCCCCAGAAACAGAUCCGCCGCACUAAGUCUGGUCCAGCAGGGUCUUUUAGCAAACCCUGUUUGUUGAACCAGUCCAAACGCAGCACAAACAGAACUGAAGUCCCCCCUCCCAUCCCCCCACGGCUCCGAGCUGACGACCGUGAUGAACCCUGUUUCGUGAACCAGUCCAAACGCAGCACAAACAGAACUGAAGUCCCCCCAAAACUCCCCCCACGAGAUCCGCUCUGCAGAGGCUGCUCCCGCACCCCCAGCUUUAAGGGCCUGCCGCCGUACAAGAACAGAGAGAUGCCGCCAACCCAGAGCUUUGCCCCGGACCCCAAAUACGUUUAUCGAGGAUUAAGGAGACAGAAUAGCGAAGGCUCGCCGUGCAUCGUCCCUGUCAUUGAAAACGGACACAAAGUCAGCAACACUCACUACUUUCUGAUGGACGGCCCUCCAGCCCGAGCCAUGGGUUCUCACAGCCCCGAGUUGGACUUCCACAAAAAUCCACCUGUGGAUUUAGUCUGA